Molecule: messenger RNA, 369 nt
Organism: Porites lobata
Lineage: Eukaryota; Metazoa; Cnidaria; Anthozoa; Scleractinia; Poritidae
Source: the annotation of a GenBank genome assembly
AUGGAAAUGUUUGCUGACGGUCAAAGCCUUGGAACGGACAGUGAUUGGAAAAUACCCACCACCUACCUUGUGCCAGGAAACACUCGAGUUCUGUCGGUGGUCGGGAGAAAAACUUCAGGAAAGUUCUUUGGAAUAAUUGGCUCCACUAGCCACGGACUGGUAACUGACGGAACCUGGAAAUGCAGCAGCGACCUGCAUGUCGGAUGGAAUUCCCCGGAUUUUGAUGACCAGGACUGGCCUUUGGCAAAAGUUGUUGGAAUCAAUGGGGACAAACCCUGGUACACAAUAGAUGGCAUAUCAGAGACGGCUAAGUGGAUAUGGGCCAAGGAGGACAAAGACUAUGUUUACUGUAGGCUGAAACUAAAGUAA